GUAAAUCCACUGACAAAACACGCGAGGAUAGGCUGAUGACUGUCACGUUGAAAGAUCGAGCUGCGUUUUUGCUGGAUCUUUGCUCCAUGCUUGCUCCUGAUUUGUUUGGCUCACGAAGUCAUUGCUUGCACCAGUUCGAGAGUCGUUGAUUCUCAGAGUGAUGGCGACGAACGGCUCCAACGGCUACGACUUGCCGUUUGGUAUACGACUCAUCGAGGAUAGUAAGAUCUCCGCAGAAAAACGUGCCGAGCUCUACUUGAGGCCAAAGAUCGACUUAGCCACUGCUAAAAGCCGGGCGGAGCCCAUCAUUGCAGAGGUGCGCCAAGAUGGCGAUGCCGCGCUGGCGCGCCUGGCGAAGCGCUUCGAUAAGGCAGAGCUGUCGCAGGAUGAUUUGGUCAUCGACGUGGCAAGUGCACCAUGGCCAAAGGUGGAGCCCAAAGUGGCCAAGUCUUUGGAUGCCGCCUACGAAAACGUGCGACGCUUCCACGCUGCACAGAAGAAGCCGACCUUGUGCGUGGAGACGAUGCCUGGUGUCGAGUGCCGACGCAUUGCAGUACCCAUUGAGGCGGUGGGCCUCUAUGUGCCUGGUGGCACCGCUGUUUUACCCUCGACUGCGUACAUGCUAGCUGCGCCGGCCAAACUGGCUGGCUGCAAAGAGAUUGUUCUGGCCACUCCACCUCGAGCGGAUGGCAGCAUUUGCCCGGAGGUGAUUUAUGCCGCCAAGCGUGCGGGUGCCACCAAAAUCCUGAAGGCGGGUGGUGCACAGGCCAUCGCAGCCAUGGCCUUUGGCACAAAGAGCUGCCCAAAGGUGCACAAGAUUACCGGACCUGGCAACCAGUAUGUGACCGCAGCAAAGAUGAUGCUGCAAGCCGAUGACGAGGCAGCUGUGUCCAUCGACAUGCCAGCCGGCCCAUCGGAGCAGCUUUGCAUUUUUGAUGUGACCAGCGACCCUUCCUUCGUGGUAGCAGACUUGCUCUCACAGGCUGAGCACGGUCCUGACUCCCAAGUAGUGGGUGUUUUUGUGAGUCCUUCAGGUGAGACCCAGAGCUAUUUGUCCAGACUGCGAGAAGAAUUCGAGCAGCAGACCAGCAAGUUGUCCAGACGGGACAUCACGAAGCAAGCUCUGAGCAAGAGCUUUGUCAUCGUCGUCAACUCCCUAGACGCUGCCAUGAGCUUCUCCAACGGGUAUGGCCCAGAACACCUUGUGGUUCAAACGGCAGACCCCGAGGCGUACCUAGAAAAAGUGGUCAACGCAGGCUCUGUUUUUAUGGGCGCCUUUGCGCCGGAGAGUUGUGGAGACUAUGCCAGCGGCACAAACCAUUGUUUGCCAACAAGUGGGUAUGCUAGACAGUUUGGAGGUGUCUCCACAGACACGUAUUUGAAGUAUGUCACUGUACAAAAGCUCACACCUGCCGGAUUGAAGAGAGUAGGACCCCAUGUCGAGGUCAUAGCAGACGUUGAAGAGCUCGAAGCGCACAGGAAUGCAGUAACUAUUCGGCUGGCGAAGAUUGGCAGAGAACUCUCCUGGCUGGACAAGCUUGCAGCUCUUUGUCGCUUUUGCUAAGAGCCAGCAGAAACGAAGGUACAAAAAGACACCAACGUUGGACCGAACGUGUGCUACGCAGCUUUGAAAGGCAAGGGUGUUCGUUUUUGCGCCUUCGUUUUGAUUUUCGGAGGUUCACCCGUGGAGCGGAGACAACCCCCUGUGCAUAGCCAGCUUCAAAGCACCAAGUUGACGGCAAUCUAAGGGAUGCACUUGAUCACACGAUUGAAUUCCUUUGUUGGACUGUCCGUGGUCCUGUUUUCCAUAACAACUGUUUACAUCUUGCAUUUGCUCGAGCUGAGCUCGCGUCUCCGCAAGUAGCGACUCAAUGAGUUGAUUCUCUUGAACAGUGGCGAAGAGGGAGAUCGAGAGCUGGAUCGGGAAGAGUUUCAUCGAGUCCUUGGG
Messenger RNA from Durusdinium trenchii, 1948 nucleotides. Lineage: Eukaryota; Dinophyceae; Suessiales; Symbiodiniaceae. The record is from the annotation of a GenBank genome assembly.